This is a messenger RNA of Clunio marinus, 716 nucleotides long. NCBI's taxonomy places the organism in Eukaryota, Metazoa, Arthropoda, Insecta, Diptera, Chironomidae. The record is from the annotation of a GenBank genome assembly.
AAUAGUUUGUUGACAAUUAUCAUAAGUAGACAUAUCGCAAUGGGUUUUGCUUUAUAUUUAUUGAGCUAUGUUUCAAUCCUCGUCCAUAUCUGUUUUGUGACCAUAUCGUUUGCUGCUGGCCUCUAUUACAUAAGUGAAAUAGUUGAAGAAUAUACAGAAAAAGCUAAAAAAGCUAUAAAAUUAAUAACAAUUGUAACGAUAGUAAUCUAUUUGUUGCUGAUUAUAAGUGAAGAAUUCACUUGGACACUGAUUAUCUGUGGUGUACUUGCACAUUUUAUACACUUAGCAAUACUUAGGAAUUUUCCAAAUAUCAAAAUAUUAUCCAUUGAGUUUUGGAGCGCUGUGAUUCUUCUCUUGCUCAAUCAUUAUUUAGCAUAUAAGCAUUUUCAGGAGGUUUACUAUUCAUUGUCGGAGAUUUUAGGAUAUUUUACAUUAUGUCUUUGGCUCGUGCCAUUUUCACUGUUUGUUAGUUUGUCAGCAAAUGAUCAGGUGCUCCCAUCCUAUCAAGAAGUUCCAAGCAAUGAUAAUGACGUUGUGACAAAUUAUUUCUCGUCGAGGAAGCGGCAAAACUUAUUGAAUUUCUUCAAAUCAGCGAAGAGCAGCGUUUUACCAACGAGAAGUAAAAAGUCCUUCUAGUCUUUCAUAAAAGUAAUAAUUUUGUUGUGUGUAAAGUCAUUGAAAGUUGAGAAUUAAAUUUUAAGACACAAAUCACAAAA